AUGCUGGGCGUCCGGCCCCGCAGCCCCGGCGCCCGCCCCGCGCCCUGGUGGGCGCCGCAGCCCGACGGAGCCGGCCCCGCCAAGCGCCGCCGCCGCCGCCGCCUCCUCGACGAGCCCGCCGACCCCGAGCCCCCGGCGCCGCCCGGCCCGCCGGACCCCGCGGGCUCCCCCGCCGCCGCCGCCGCCGCUGCCGCCGCCACCGCGUCGGUGCUGGUCGUGGCCGCGGGCUGCGCCGUGCAGGUCAGCGUGGACGGCGUGGACGUGCUGCUCGAGCCCGAGCCCACCUCGGUGCUGCAAGUGUCGCUGCAGGGCCACACGCUCAUCCUCGUCCCCGAGGGCCUCCUGGGCUUGCCAGAAGCGCGCCCCGGAGAGCUGGGCGACGACGUCGUGGUCAUCGAGCAGGGCGGCUUCUGCGCGGCCACCCCGGAGGGCGCCGGCCAUCAGGAGGUCUGCCUCGUCGAGGACGCGGACCCCGAGUUCCUGGUGACCUGGGUGGACGCUGCCGCCGGCUGGGAGCCGGGCCGCGUCGCUGGACCGCGUCCUCUGUCGCCCUCGCCUAGUCCCGAGAGGCGCGCGGCGGGACCCGAGGGCGACCUGGUGCGCCUGCUGAGCCCCUUCCCCCGCUCCCCUGGGUCGGCGCUGAAGCCUCUCCCGCCGUCGCCGCCUCCGAGUCCCCAGGCGAGCGUGCAGCGCCCUCCGCGCCCUUGGUGCAAGGCCCGGAGACGUCUGUUCUGA
Messenger RNA from Jaculus jaculus (lesser Egyptian jerboa), 735 nucleotides. Its product is annotated as proline-rich protein 23A-like. The transcript has a single exon. Bases 1 to 735 code for a protein of 244 amino acids. Lineage: Eukaryota; Metazoa; Chordata; Mammalia; Rodentia; Dipodidae. The record is from RefSeq and is a predicted model, not a curated record.